Molecule: messenger RNA, 1992 nt
Organism: Humulus lupulus (European hop)
Lineage: Eukaryota; Viridiplantae; Streptophyta; Magnoliopsida; Rosales; Cannabaceae
Product: disease resistance-like protein DSC1
Exons: 3
Coding region: 38-1729 (563 amino acids)
Source: RefSeq, a predicted model, not a curated record
CUCACAAUUGAAAAGCUUUCCAGAAAUCUUGGAGCCUAUGGAGAAGCUAAAGAAACUUUGGUUAAAUGGAAGUGGGAUUGAAGUGAUGCCAUCAACAAUAGAGAAUCUUGUUGUGCUUGAUGAGCUAAACUUGUGCAAUUGCAAAAAUCUCAAGUGUAUUCCAACCACCAUUUGCAAGCUGAAGUCUCUUAUAGCAUUAUAUAUGAGUGGUUGCUCACAAUUGAAAAGUUUUCCAGAAAUCUUGGAGCCUAUGAAGAAGCUAGAAGUGCUUUGGUUAAAUGAAAGUGGGAUUGAAGUGAUGCCAUCAACAAUAGAGAAUCUUGUUGUGCUUGAUGAGCUAAACUUGUGUGAUUGCAAAAAUCUCAAGUGUAUUCCAACCACCAUUUGCAAGCUGAAGUCUCUUACAGCAUUACAUAUGAGAGGUUGCUCACAAUUGAAAAGUUUUCCAGAAAUCUUGGAGCCUAUGGAGAAGCUAGAGAAACUUUAUUUAGAUGAAACAGGGAUUGAAGAGAUGCCAUCAACAAUAGAGAAUCUUGUUGUGCUUGAUGUGCUAAGCUUGCGCUAUAUCAAAAAUCUCAAGUGCCUUCCAACCACCAUUUGCAAGCUGAAGUCUCUUACAACAUUAUAUGUUAUUGGUUACUCACAAUUGAAAAGCUUUCCAGAAAUCUUGGAGCCUAUGGAGAAGCUAGAGGUACUUUAUUUAAAUGGAAGUGGGAUUGAAGUGCUACCGCCAUCAAUUGAACGUCUAGUUACUCUUAAAUAUUUAGGUUUAACUAGAUGUAAAGAUCUCAAGUCUAUUCCAACCAACAUCUACAAUAUGAGAAACAUUUCUAAAAUCAUUAUUGAUGACCCAGAACUAAAAAAUUUGUCAUAUUGUGGUUUUUCCUCAUUAAUACUAUCAGGUCCCAGUGAAGCCAUUGCUAGUCAAUUACGUGCAGAAGUUCAAAAUUCCAAGUGCAGAAGUUCUUGCCCUAUCACAAGUAUAAAUGUUUUAUUCAUAUUACAUUCUGAUGGACUCAAAUGUGGCGCCGGCAUUCCAUUCGCUUGUUGUGAGUGCUUUCUAUUUUACUCGGUGCAUAAUAUUUUGGCGAGCCAAUAUUUUGAGUAUAAUAUUUACCGGUGUCGCGAAAUUUCCAAAAUUUUGCGUGAUGAAUGUUAUUAUGGUGAAGAAGAAGAUCAGGAUUUAAUAAGUUGUCCAAAAGCAAGUUUUUGCUAUUCAGGAAAUGCAAUUCCUCGAUGGUUUACUUAUCAAUCUGUGGGUUCAUCAAUAGAAGUAAACUUGGUUCCCUCUUCGGAUAAUUAUUUCAGCUUCUUAGGCUUUGCUAUAUGCAUUGUCGUUGAUUUUGAUCCGUGCACUUCAAAUCCUGGUGUGGUGGACUUAAAUUGUGAAUACCAUCUCAAAAGCAAUGAUGGUCAAAGUUCCAAAUUCUGUUCAAUUCUACUGCGACAAAAAGCUACUCAUGAUUCUGAUGGAGAUUCUAAUGUAGACAACAAUGACAUUUUAGACUGGUCAUCGGGCAAUGUGUUCAUAUCGUAUCUUUACCGAAAAGGAAAGGAAAUCAAAUCAGCUAAUAACGGUGUUGCUUCCAAAAUUCUCUGCGACUUUAUGUGGUGGUCCUCAACUACUGCUUCGCUAUCUUCUUUUGUUUCAAAAGACUUUCUAGUUUUUGGGUUCUUUCAUUUUAUAUAUAUUUUCGUUGUAAUGCAUCGCACUCUUUUUCCCCUCUAGAGCUUUUUCUCACUGAGUUUUACUCUUUAGGGGUUUUAACGAGGCUUUGUUAUAGCAUAUAUUUAAUAGUUUUGUUAUGGAUUUAUUUUGGGGUGUUUAGUUUGUUUGAUUCUUAUUUGUAAUCCUAAACUCUGUAUUCUUAUAUAUAUUGGAUAGAAUGCAUAAGAUAGCUUUAGAGUUGGGUGCCGACCUAGUUGGGAUGCUUCUCUAUUAGCUUGAUGCUUGUGUAUUCCUCAAUAACUAUAUAUCGAUUUGUGUUGACA